Messenger RNA from Medicago truncatula (barrel medic), 1242 nucleotides. RefSeq names its product F-box protein CPR1. The coding region runs from base 1 to 1242 and encodes 413 amino acids. Gene Ontology annotation, molecular function: protein binding. Lineage: Eukaryota; Viridiplantae; Streptophyta; Magnoliopsida; Fabales; Fabaceae. The transcript has a single exon. The record is from RefSeq and is a predicted model, not a curated record.
AUGGCUGCUGCAAUACAUAAGCUGGUAAGUACUGCUUACAUUCCUAACGACCUUGCUUUCUCUAUUCUUUCCAAAUUGCCUCUUAAAUCCCUCAAACGAUUCACAUGUGUUAAAAAAUCAUUUUCCCUUUUAUUUCAAAGCCCUGAUUUUAUGAACAUGUUCCGAACCAAUUUCAUAUCCAAACACAACGAGGACAAUGAAAACAUACGUCUCAUCUUAAAGGAAAAGACACAAAUGAUUCCCUUUCCAUACACCUUAUGCACAUUUUCUGGUGAGAAGUUGGAGGAUGGGGAGAGAUUAGAUUGUCCACCUCCAUUUCAUGAAGAUGACUUAGGUAUUGAGAUUUUUGGUUUUGCAAGUGUUAAUGGCACUCUUUGUCUCUACCAAGGCAUUUACUAUGACACAAAAAUUGUGUUGUGGAAUCCUGCUACCACAAAAUUUAAGGUUGUUCCUCCUAGCUUUCAACCGUAUGACAACAUUGAAGUUAAGACACCUCCUCUGGCAUUUGGUUAUGAUCAUGUUAGACAUGACUAUAAGUUGAUUCGGAUUGCGCAUUAUCCCUUAGACUUUGAAGGUCAUUGGGUUAGUGUACCUGAUAAGGAUAGCUAUUUUUGGGAUGUGGAUUAUGAUCAUACUUUAUGGGAUGGACGAGUGGUGGAGAUGAACGACCCUUUCUGGGAGUUAUAUAGCCUCAAAAGUAACUCUUGGAGGAAAAUUGAUGGCAUUGAGAUGCGUAUUAAUUGGAUAGAUAGCUAUCCGGUGAACUUGAAUGAAUUUUGCCAUUGUUUAGAACUAAACAGGAUUGUGUCAUUUGACUUUAUCAAUGAAAUAUUCUUUGCUACAACCUUACCCUCGGUUGGCUUAAAAAGGCCUAGGGAAUGCGAAACGUUUUUUCGGUUACCUAGAAUCAGGCUGAAUAGCUACUUAGCAGUGAUACAUGGGUCUAUUGCUUUCAUCUCUAAUAUUGAGGUGUUAAGUUUUUAUGACAUAUGGAUUUUGGGUGAAGUCGGUGUUAAAGAAUCGUGGAUUAAACUCUUUGUUGUUGAUGCACCUUGCAAAAUGCGUCCUUUUGGGAUAGGCAUCAAGAGCUUUAUAUUCUUCAUAAAAGGUGAUGAGGAGAUAGCUUGGUAUGAUUUAAGUACCCAAAGGAUUGAGGAGAUCAAGGUCAAAGGAGAGUCAGCUGGGUUGCAAAUUAUUGUUUAUAAGGAAAACCUUCUUUCUUUUGAAGGAAUUAAUAUUUAA